GCGGCGGCCCGGCGGCGCGGGGCUGGGGGGCGGACUGGCGGGUGUGCGGCCCCGCCGGACAGUGCGUGCUACCCGGCGUGCCCGACGGCCACCGCGGGACACACGACGAGGCAUAAGCCUCGCCGCAGACUACUUUAAGAAAAAUGGCCCUGUCAGCCCAGCAGAUACCCAGAUGGUUCAACUCAGUUAAAUUGAGUACCUUCAUUAAUGCUGCACAACUAACAAAAUGUUUUCCAAGACCAGGAAAAACAUUGUUGCAUGGCUUUUCUGUUCCGUCUCAGAUGUCCUCUGACAAUUGCUUUCCCCAGUGGGGAUUUAAGACUUAUAGAACUUCCUCCUUAUGGAAUACUUCCCAGUCUACCAACUUAAAUGGACAAGAGAAUAAUUCUACCCAAAGCACUCUGCUUCCUUCUGUGAAUGAGCGGUUACAGAAGACACAAAAGAUAUCUAGCUUUGAUUCUGAGCUGUCUCUAGAAGAACUGGAUGAUUUGCCUCCACUGUCUCCAUUGCAGCCAAUUUCUGAGGAGGAGGCUGUUCAGAUUAUUGCAGGCCCUCCAUUGCCCCCAGUUUCCUUCACUCUUCGGGACUAUGUGGAUCAUUCUGAGACUCUGCGGAAGUUAGUGCUUCUAGGAGUGGAUUUAUCCAAGAUAGAAAAACAUCCAGAUACAGCAAACCUUCUUCUGAGACUGGAUUUUGAAAAAGACAUUAAGCAAAUACUCCUGUUUCUUAAAGAUUUGGGUAUAGAGGAUAACCAACUGGGAACAUUCCUGACUAAAAAUUAUGUUAUUUUCUCUGAAGACCUUGAAAAUCUUAAGACCAGGGUGGCGUAUCUACAGUCAAAAAAUUUCAGUAAAACAGAUAUUGCACAGAUGGUCAGAAAUGCACCAUUUUUGCUGAGUUUUUCCGUGGAAAGACUGGAUAACAGAUUGGGAUUUUUUCAGAAAGAACUUGAACUUAGUGUGAAGAAGACUAGAGAGCUGGUAGUUCGUCUCCCAAGGCUACUCACUGGAAGUCUGGAGCCCGUGAAAGAAAAUAUGAAGGUUUAUCGUCUUGAACUAGGUUUUAAACGCAAUGAAAUUCAACAUAUGAUCACCAGAAUCCCAAAGAUGUUAACUGCAAAUAAAAGGAAACUUACAGAGACUUUUGAUUAUGUGCACAAUGUGAUGAGCAUUCCUCACCACAUCAUUGUCAAGUUCCCACAGGUAUUUAAUACAAGGUUGUUUAAAAUCAAAGAAAGACACUUGUUUCUUACCUAUUUAGGAAGAGCACAGUAUGAUCCAGCAAAACCUAACUACAUCUCUUUAGACAAAUUAGUGUCUGUUCCUGAUGAGAUAUUUUGUGAAGACAUUGCCAAAGCGUCAGUACAGGACUUUGAGAAAUUCUUAAAAACUCUUUAAUUUUUGAUGAAUGUUAAAUGUAAUAUUGCAAAG
Cynocephalus volans (Philippine flying lemur) is the source of this 1430-nucleotide messenger RNA. It is a transcript of the gene MTERF3, whose product is annotated as mitochondrial transcription termination factor 3. Gene Ontology annotation, biological process: mitochondrial transcription; regulation of DNA-templated transcription; mitochondrial ribosome assembly. The transcript has 8 exons. Lineage: Eukaryota; Metazoa; Chordata; Mammalia; Dermoptera; Cynocephalidae. Gene Ontology annotation, molecular function: double-stranded DNA binding. Gene Ontology annotation, cellular component: mitochondrion. Bases 144 to 1397 code for a protein of 417 amino acids. The record is from RefSeq and is a predicted model, not a curated record.